Messenger RNA from Moneuplotes crassus, 1581 nucleotides. Lineage: Eukaryota; Ciliophora; Spirotrichea; Euplotida; Euplotidae. The record is from the annotation of a GenBank genome assembly.
CUGCCAAAGUGCAAGUUCUCUCCUGAUUGAGACAGAGUCUCUUACAUGAUCAGGAAGACUGGCACAAACACUCUGGAGAAGAACCUGCUUGUCUGCUCGCUUUGCAUGAUGACAACAUAUUCAGAUCAAGACUCAGAACCAAUUCCUGAUAUUGACGUCAUUACAGAGUCUCUGAAUCUUGCUGACUACAAUGUCAGGAAAAUCGAAUUCUUUAAGGUUGAACACGGAUUGAAUCAAGAGUGGCAUACAGUGUUAUCACAACUUGAAGGCUUCAAGGCCACUUGUGGUGAAAUCAAGGAAAAACUCAAAGUCAUUAAGAAAAGCAAUAACUGGGAGCACCUAGUGGACAUCCACUUUGAAAUCAAGGACUUCAUAAACUCACUCUUCAGCUCUGAGCUAAUGAAGAACUAUACCAAGCAACUCCAUUGAGCAGAGUUUAGAGAAGCGAGAGGGUGCAGAACCUUUGUCAGUGAUGUAUCCCAGGCUACUAUCAGAAACCAAGUGAAAGAGAUUCAGGAGACUAUUACUGCUACACAAGUCAAUCCCCUCAAAGAGGCACUUAGAAGAGCUGCUCAGAGGGACAGAGACAAGAAUGCCCAACUGGAGAGAUUGGAACAGGACAAGAAGAACCUUGAUGAGUCUCUUCAUAACUCUGAGCAAGUUUCCUUACAAAGACAACAAGAGAUUGUAAACCUCAGCCAGCAAAUCCUGACUUUUGAAAGAGACCAAGAGCAACAAAACAGACAGGCAGAAGAAAUGAAGCAGGAGAUACUCGUUCUCGAGGACACUUUGCAGCAGGCGAAACAAACUCUAGAGGAUACCUUGCAUCAGUCUAAGCACACUCUCGAUUACACAGAAUUAAAAGCAAUUCAUAAUGCCAUGAAGGAGUCCUCAGAUUCGUUCAAUGAGGACUCAGAAUUGGAAAUUUGGGCACACAAUGCUUCCAACCAAGACUUACUGAAGGCUCUGCAGUUAUUCAGACUCCCUCCUCUGAAGAAGUUUUCUCUAAACUGUAUCUAUGCUUUAAAAAAACCUGAGCUGGUAGUGAAGUUCCUUUCCAAUGCUUUGAGCGAUAACAUCAAAUACUUCAGCUUCAACACUAACACUGAUGACUGCCCUGAACUCACUCCUUACAUGGCCACUCUGACCAAGAUCCUUCCCUUCAUCCCCUCCAGAGUUGAACUUGGCUACUGGACAAUCGCCAACUUCCAGUUCCAAGACAUCCUCGUGGCUGCGCAGAAGACAGACCAUGUACAGUUCAAGAACUGUAAGAUAGAUGUUGGAGAGGAAGUGGACUUUGGAAGCAGACUUGACCAAGCUACUUUUACCAAGAUCGAUUUUGAGGGUACCGGGAAGAGUAAUAAGAGCAAUUGGAGCCAAAAUGGGUUUGAACAGUUUAAAUAUGUGAUGGAGGGGCUAGCGAAAGUGGAGAGUGUUAGGAAUAGACAAGUUAGUAUUUGCCUGAAGAACUGUGAUAUAUUGAAAGAUCAAGCUCAGUCAAUAUUACAGGAGAAUGGAAUGACGAAUAUGACAGUUGAGGAGAUUUAAUUACAAAAGAGAUGAAUAAUAGAGAUAUCAAUA